This is a messenger RNA of Epithele typhae, 858 nucleotides long. RefSeq names its product DNA glycosylase. Lineage: Eukaryota; Fungi; Basidiomycota; Agaricomycetes; Polyporales; Epitheliaceae. The transcript has 4 exons. Gene Ontology annotation, biological process: DNA repair. Gene Ontology annotation, cellular component: nucleus. Gene Ontology annotation, molecular function: catalytic activity; DNA binding. The record is from RefSeq and is a predicted model, not a curated record. The coding region runs from base 1 to 858 and encodes 285 amino acids.
AUGUCCUCUCGCAUGCCCCGUCGGUCUUCCAGAAAGCCUUGUGCGGUCGUCAAGUCGCCUUACUUCUCAGACUCCCUGCCCCCCAAACGCCGCAAGCCAUCGUCUCCCAAACAGACCGUCAUUCCCCGUCCUGCCACAGCCAAGUCUCGAUUCUUUCCUCGCCCGCCCAUUGACAUCGACAGCUACCUGAAGGAUCCCCGAUUUGUGUGUUUCUACGAGGAUUUCGUUGCUGCUAUGACCGCCCUCUACCACGCGAAGCCCAUCCUGAUCCAAGACCAUGUGUCUGCCGAUGUAUGGAAAGUACUUGUGGCAGUAACUCUACUCAACAAGACUGCGGGACGCUUGUCUGUCCCCAUAUUCUUCGAGAUACUGAAUACUUGGCCGACUCCCACCUCGCUAGCGGGAGCGUCUCAUACCGAGCUCUUCGCCAUGAUCAAAGACCUCGGCCUGGGAGCAACGCGUGCGCACCGGCUCGUAAGCAUCUCCCAAACAUUUUUAUCUCAGCCUCCUACUCCUUCUACGACAUACAAAUCCCGCGGAAAGACCACAUCGUUGUCGACCUCUCCGACCGGUGAACUCGUAUUAAUCGAGGUAGACUAUCCUCCUACUCCCAUCUCCCACAUCCCCGGCUGCGGCCCGUAUGCUCUCGACUCCUAUCGCAUAUUCUGCGCAGGCGACGAGUGGAAAAAUGUACGACCUACGGACAAGGAGCUCAUCCGAUACCUGGAAUGGCGUUGGGCCGUCGACAAGUAUCGUCAGUGGGAUCCUGUGCAUGGACCCGGCGCCCCCAUUGACCUCCCCUAUGUACAUCGUCUUGUCGAGUCCCUGGCCAACAACCCACCAAUCAAAUCAUCUUGA